This is a messenger RNA of Trichoplusia ni (cabbage looper), 2062 nucleotides long. Its product is annotated as zinc finger protein 540-like. Bases 173 to 1405 code for a protein of 410 amino acids. The record is from RefSeq and is a predicted model, not a curated record. Gene Ontology annotation, cellular component: nucleus. Gene Ontology annotation, molecular function: DNA-binding transcription factor activity, RNA polymerase II-specific; RNA polymerase II transcription regulatory region sequence-specific DNA binding; zinc ion binding. NCBI's taxonomy places the organism in Eukaryota, Metazoa, Arthropoda, Insecta, Lepidoptera, Noctuidae. Gene Ontology annotation, biological process: regulation of transcription by RNA polymerase II. The transcript has 4 exons.
AACAAACGUCAAUGUCAAACUAAUCAGAUGUCAAAAAAAUAAAAAAAGGUUUUCAGAAAAUAAAUAAACAAGAGGUCGAUAGUCAUGGAUGCAUUACGAUUAUUCAAUAAACUUCUCAAGGAUUUAUAAUUCUAAUUGAAUUCUUGUUAGAAGCACUGUAAAACCUUGGAAGAUGGUCAGCAAAGAUUCAACAAGUUUGUGUAGAAUUUGUUUGCAGGAUGGAGCUACAAUUCCAAUAUUUGAAAAUACUGAACAAGAAGAUAAUAUCCUUACAAAGCUUAUAUUUUGUCUACAUACCGAUAACUUAGAAGACGUCGAAGGAUAUCCACGUCAUAUAUGUGAAGUGUGCAAUACUACACUAGAAACCGUAUUUAAUUUUAUUACUAAGUUUAGAGAAUCUUAUAAGGUAUUACAAAAUGGCCUAAUGAUUGUGAAGAAGGAAAAUCACAGUGAAACUAGUAAUGAUGUGACAGAGUUGGAAAUAGAUAUUAAAAGAAUUAAGACUGAAUCAGAGAACGACUUUGACGAUGGUUUUGAUGAUUUAGAAGACUCAUUACCAUUAAAAGUUAGCAAGGAGGUUAAAAAGGAACCAAUUAAAAAAGGACCAAGAUCUCAGAGAACUAAAACUCAAACUGGUAACAGGACUAAUAAAAUAGCAUCUUCUAUAUUAGAAGGCAACUUUCAUUGGAAUGGUGACAUAUGGUGUAUGAAAAUAGGGGACACAACAUUAAAAAAAAUAGAUAGCCAUGAUAAAAAAGCUUCUAAGGCUAGGCCACAGAUGAAAAUCAAAGUGCCUGCACAUGCUGUGAAACCUUCAACAGAGAAACUUUGUGAUCUCUGUGGUGAUGUAUUUAGAAACAAUGACCGACUUGCAAACCAUAAGAAAAGUGUGCACUUUAAAAAACCUGUGAAAUGCCCAAAGUGUCCCAGGAUCUGUGUAUCAGACUACUAUUUAAAUAGACAUAUUAAAAGGAAACAUGAGCUUCACAGAGAUUUUAUAUGCUCAACAUGUGGCCAAGGUUUUGCAUAUAAAGGGGAGUUGUCCAGCCAUUUUAGAAAUGUACAUGAUAAGUUGUCAAGGCCAAAGAAGGUAUAUUCUUGUAAAUUUUGUGAUAAGACCUAUAAAUGUGCUAAGUCUAUUAUUAUACAUGAAAGAUCUGUACACACAGGUCAAAGACCAGCAGAGUGUACAGUCUGCAACACAAGUUUCUUUCAUGAAGAUUAUCUUAAGGAGCAUAUGCGGUUACACACAGGAGAAACGCCUUUCAAAUGUCCGAUAUGCGGCCGCGGAUAUGCACAGAGAGGCAACAUGAAGAGCCAUCUUCGCAUACACCGAUUAUCUGAAUUAGACGCGGUUACCCUAAGUAAAAUGAGACCAAACUAUUUAAAGCUGCUAAAAGUGUAAUUGUUAUUUUAUUCUAAUUAUAACUGUUAUGUCACAGAUACUAUGUGAACAGAUUUACGUUUUAUCUGUUAAUUCUAUUUGUUAUUAUGAAUAUAAAAUUUUGUUCUGUGAUUUGGGGGUCAUAUCAUAAGAUUUUGUUAGAAAGAAAAUAUUUGAGUUAAGUGCCAUGGGAAAAUGAGUGAAUAAGAAGACUAUACAUGCUACACACUAUAUUAAAUAUCAUUUUAUACUAAGAGAUAAAUUUAGUUAUAUCUGACAACGAAUUACUUACAAAAACCGACCUUACGUCUUUAUAAUAAAGGCGAUUUUUAAGUGUUUCGAUUUAUAAAUCGCAAAUUGCUUAAAAUUGCCUGCUUGCAUGUCAGUUAUGGCUGCAAAAUCCUUCCCUCCUUUAACACGGUUGGGUAAAAUGUAGCUUAUUUAGACAUUAACCUACACAAUAUACAAAUAGCACUCACAUACUUUCGCAUUUAUACUAAGACCUAUUAAAACUGUCAAAGAGUUGUUCAGUAACUGUUAAGAUGUGCUUUAAUAUUGAAUUCAGGAUUUUUAAUUUUUCGCCUAAUGUUGCAUCUAAGUUAUCAAGUUAUGUCUUUAAAUUAUAAUUUUAAGUGGGUUGAAUUGUUACAUUUAUGAAUGUUUUAAUCACAUGUUUGA